Molecule: messenger RNA, 498 nt
Organism: Parnassius apollo (apollo)
Lineage: Eukaryota; Metazoa; Arthropoda; Insecta; Lepidoptera; Papilionidae
Source: the annotation of a GenBank genome assembly
AUGUCGAGCCGCAAGCGGAGGAGAAUAGAGUACGCCAGGGUACAGGAGCUCUUUCGAACGUGUCCCAGUCGAGCAGCAGCCGAGGUGAUCGACGGCGUGCACAGGAGCGUUCGGCAUUCUCUCGAAGAUUUGGAAGCCUAUUGGCGACCAAUCCUAGAGAGGGUGUCGGAUGCCUCUGGGCCUACACCGUCUGCGCUGAACGCCUUAAGGCGGGAGGAGCAGUAUGGGGGCGCACGUGAUUACUCUCGGCUGUGGGUGCCUUUCACGACCAACGAAGUGAAGGCAUCCAAGUUCAACUGGCAAACGGCGCCUGGUCCGGACGGUAUCCGCCCGGAUGAGUGGCACCUAGUUCCUGCGGCCCGAAAAGCGGAAAUAUUCAACUCUUGGUUGACCACUGGCGUAAUACCAGAGCCCCUGCGGCAAUGCCGGACGAUCUUCGUGCCGAAGACGGACGUUCCUGCUGGGCCGGGCGACUAUCGACCGAUUUCUCUCAAGUAA